Molecule: messenger RNA, 2880 nt
Organism: Brassica napus (rape)
Lineage: Eukaryota; Viridiplantae; Streptophyta; Magnoliopsida; Brassicales; Brassicaceae
Product: protein DETOXIFICATION 31
Exons: 8
Coding region: 1075-2634 (519 amino acids)
Biological process (GO): xenobiotic detoxification by transmembrane export across the plasma membrane
Cellular component (GO): vacuolar membrane
Molecular function (GO): xenobiotic transmembrane transporter activity; antiporter activity
Source: RefSeq, a predicted model, not a curated record
AAAUAUAUUGGGCUUGUCUUACGUUGAAGGCCCAUUAAGCUAAAAUUCGGCCUAAUUAGUUCAAGACCAAGAUGAAAACCUUGAGACUGCGUGCCGUUUUGUGGUUUUCGUCAAGAAUAUAACCAGAAAAAAAGGAUUAAACGAGAGUGAAAAUGUUGAACUAAUAACGAUCAUUAUGUGCUCUCUCUUUUUUGAAACACAUAAAUUUUCAUUCAAUGCAAAGUAGUUAGGCAGCUGCAGUUACAUGGAGCUUCUGCACAGACACAUGCUUACCAGAAGAUGUGGUCAUUGUUAUCUUUCUUUGCCGAGCACUGGAAAACAGAAGUAAGACAUGUGGGUUCUGAUUUAGGAAAUGGAUUAUUCCAGUUUCAAUUUGGGCAAUUUUAGUACCUAAACCAAGACAGCCUAUUAUGAUUCUAUAAGAGUGCAAUGCAACGUUCAGUAAAAUUUCAUGUAUGGCCUAAAGUUUUGUGCCCAUGUCGUUGGUUCUUUGAUACAGUCCAAUAAGUAUCUGUGAGAUCAUCGGUUCUCUGCGGUGGAGCCUAUACCAUUUUCAUUGUGUCUUCCAUUGGCCAACGAACUUAGCUAUUUGAUUAAAUUUUUUUACUAUGUUUUUCCACUUCCUGGAUAUCACACUGAUUGCUUUGCACGUUGCAAGAUCAGCACAUGGAGUCCACGAAACAAAGAUCUUAAUGGUCAAUAAUCUUUUGUAUAUUUCUACAACCAUUUAUGAAUUAUAAUUGCGUUCUUCUCCGCGUGUUGUUAUAUUUUAUUGUUUAGCCUUACCUAGUCGUGCGACGAUACAUCAGAUACGUCACCUUUUGAUUCUAUAUGAUAGUUAUACAACACUGAACAGACACACAUAAUAUAAUUUACUGUAGAACACUAAGUCAAUGGUCUAACUGGUGUAACGCUGUCUUUUACCAGUGUCCAAAAACUCCUACAAUAAAAAAUCUAUAAAGACCUAUAAAAUCUUGUAAUAGUGUCUAUACAAUUAUUGAUACAUAAGAUCGCAAGAUCCUCUAUCUUCUCUCUUACCUCUGUAGGACUAUCAUUCUCCAUCUUGGUAGGAGAAUGGAGAAAGAUAACAGUUUCAUGGAUCCGUUUCUGACCUCGACGGAGGAACUUGACCAGGCAACUCAGAAAGCAUUGAUGAAUUAUCUAGGAGUCGGAAGCAGAGCAUCUUCUCUUGUCUCAUUCUCCUCUACCGCCGUCGAUAUCCCGCCGAUCUCCAACGUCAAAGACUUCGCCAGAGAGUUUAGAAUCGAGUCUAAGAAGCUAUGGAAGCUAGCCGGCCCGGCCAUUUUCACAUCGAUGGCCCAGUUCUCUCUAGGAGCCAUCACUCAGGUUUUCGCCGGACAUAUUAGCACCAUCGCCCUCGCUGCCGUCUCCAUUGAGAACUCUGUCAUCGCCGGUUUCUCCUUCGGUAUCAUGCUUGGAAUGGGAAGCGCGCUGGAAACGUUAUGCGGACAAGCGUUUGGAGCAGGAAAAGUAUCGCUGCUCGGCGUUUACUUACAACGUUCAUGGGUGAUUCUAACCGUAACCGCUCUCAUCCUUUCUCUUCUCUACAUCUUCGCCGCUCCAAUCCUAACAUUCAUAGGCCAAACCGCGGGGAUCUCGGCCAUGGCCGGAAUAUUCUCCAUCUACAUGAUCCCACAAAUCUUUGCCUACGCCAUAAAUUUCCCGAGCGCAAAGUUUUUGCAGUCGCAAAGCAAGAUCAUGGUCAUGGCAGCAAUCUCUGGUGCGGCUCUUGUGAUCCACACGUUGCUCACAUGGCUAGUCAUGUCUAAGUUUCAUUGGGGACUUCCCGGUUUGGCUUUUGUGCUUAACACGUCGUGGUGGUUCAUCGUUGUGGCACAAGUAGUGUAUAUAUUUAGUGGUACUUGUGGAGAAGCUUGGUCUGGAUUCACGUGGGAGGCUUUUCACAAUUUGUGGGGUUUUAUCAAAUUGUCAUUGGCUUCUGCUGUCAUGCUUUGUUUGGAGAUUUGGUAUUUCAUGGCGCUCGUAUUAUUUGCUGGAUAUUUGAAGAAUGCUGAAGUCUCCGUAGCGGCACUCUCCAUAUGCAUGAAUAUUUUGGGAUGGGCAGCAAUGGUUUCAGUUGGGAUAAACGCAGCUGUAAGUGUGAGAGUGUCAAAUGAGCUUGGAGCUAGCCACCCAAGAGCGGCCAAGUUCUCUCUAGUUGUUGCCGUGAUAUUAUCGUCAGUAAUGGGAAUGGCUAUAGCCGCGGUCCUACUCAUCUUCCGAGACGAGUACCCGGUAUUGUUUGUGGAAGAUGAAGUUGUUAGGAAUGUGGUUAGAGAACUCACACCAAUGCUUGCCUUCUGCAUUGUCAUCAACAAUGUUCAACCUGUAUUGUCUGGAGUGGCUGUGGGAGCAGGAUGGCAAGCGGUUGUUGCGUAUGUGAACAUAGCUUGCUAUUACUUAUUUGGAGUCCCAUUUGGUCUAUUGUUGGGAUUUAAGCUUGAAUAUGGAGUGAUGGGAAUCUGGUGGGGGAUGAUGACGGGAACAUUUGUUCAAUCGAUAGUUUUGACUUGGAUGAUCUGCAAAACCAAUUGGGACAAAGAGGCUGCAAUGGCAGAAGAGAGGAUAAGAGAAUGGGGAGGAUCAGAAGAGAAAGAGAAUCUUUUGAACUAACAAGAGUGUUUUACUUUAAGACAUUUUACUGUCCGAACCAUUAUGAAUUUUGAUUCUCUUUCUAAACAUCUUUGACUUAUUAUACUGACAAAAUAUGUCAGUCUUUUCAGCAAUAAACAUUUUGAAUUUUGACAAUUGGUAUAUAUCUUUAAGAAAAAUGAGCAAAGCACGUGAACUACUAAUCAAGGAACCUGGUUGAUGAAUAGAUUCACACAUCCCAAGACCCGAUCAAAUCUAGUUGAUCCA